Molecule: messenger RNA, 1322 nt
Organism: Saccoglossus kowalevskii
Lineage: Eukaryota; Metazoa; Hemichordata; Enteropneusta; Harrimaniidae
Product: CYFIP-related Rac1 interactor B-like
Biological process (GO): regulation of actin filament polymerization
Molecular function (GO): small GTPase binding
Source: RefSeq, a predicted model, not a curated record
UUUUUAGCCACGACUAUUAUGGUCUACGUCGAGCGUACAGUGGAAAAGAUAGCAAAGGAAACUUAUACAGUCGCCGCAUUCAACCCGGAAAUACACUUAUAAAUCUGCUCUCUUCAAGGAUUAGACGUAAAACGGACUAAUUUAGGACAUACAAGAUCCCGUGGAGCUUGAACUACACGCGUGUACAGUCUCCUUCGCCUGGAGAUCGAUGCUAAGGGGGCACUUUUGUCUUCGUUUUUAGACAAUCUGUUGCCAUGGGCAACCUGUUGAAGAUUUUAGCCAAGGAUGAAAGUGCUUCCAAAAUUGACAUCUUUUUAGAUUUUGAGAAUGCACAGCCAACUCAUCCCGAAUUUGAAGUAUGGCAGAUUGUCAACAGUGUACUAGUACACUCCGAUAGGGUAUUGGAAGAUUUACAGAAAUACAGAGGCGCUGGUGAAGAAAUAAGACAGGCUAUAUCAAAUCCAAGUCAUGAUCAGUUACAACAGAUAGCUUGGAAUGCAGUUGUUCCAUUGGUAGCAAAACUUAAAGGAUACUAUGAUUAUUCUCUUAAUUUAGGUAAGUACAAGUAUUAUAAAAAAAUUGUUUUGCAUGACUUUGAAAGGUCACACAUCCUGAUAAAGUUACCGACCAAACUCACUGUAAUGGCGAAUCAGGUGAAGUUACCUACCAAUCUCACUGUAAUGACCAAUCAGAAUGGUGAUGAUGGUAGUGAUGUAAAUAAUGAAAUGGCCAAUCGAAUGUCCUUAUUUUAUGCUCAAGCCACACCUAUGUUGAAAAUGCUAAGUGAUGCUACAACGCGAUUUGUUUCAGAGAAUAAGAAUCUUCCCAUAGAAAACACAACAGAUUUAUUAAGUACUAUGGCAGCAGUUUGUAAAACUAUGCUAGAACAUGAUGCUCACUACACUCGAUUCAAAAAUGAAGAUACAGUAUUGUUCUGUCUACGGGUGAUGGUUGGGGUGAUUAUACUCUAUGAUCAUGUACAUCCAGUAGGCGCAUUUGAUAAGAAGUCCUCCAUAGAUAUAAAAGGUUGUAUAAAGGUUUUGAAAGUGCAGCACCCAACCAAAGUUGAAGGUCUUCUCAAUGCUCUCAGAUACACAUCAAAACAUUUCAACGAUGACAGCACGCCGAAAAAUAUCAAAGCCAUGUUAUCAUAGAGAUUGUUGCCAUGGUGAUAUGAUGUAGCAGCCAUGGUGAUAUAAUCAUUCUCACUAAAACUUUGUACACUACCUUCUCAGAGAAUGUAUAAAUUAAACAAAUAGUUCUAUCAUCAUGCCAGCAAUGUUGUUGUCAUGGUAAUGAGAUGUAUUUAGAGUGCCUGCAUG